AGACGAUCUUUGCUGAAAGGUGGUUGCAGAAGUUGUCAGAAGCAGGCGAGAGUGCACGAGAACGGGAACUGUUGUGGAUUACCCACCCCACACAUACCGAGCAGGGAAGGACGGGAUUGUCCGAGAAACUUUUUAAAAAUAAAAUAAGAAAAAGACAACCGUUCAGUUGGACACGGUUGGCAGCUCCAAGGGGAAAAGUUUCCCGGGAUUUAAGUUCACAGAGGAGCGCCGGAGUUUGCCGUCCUUUCCCGGAGGACUCACAAGCGGAGACACGUUCAGGUCUGCUGCUGAGCCAUGCUAGUAAAUAUUUUCCUCUUAUGCUGAGCCGCCUUGUGGGACAGUCGGAGGCAUCAUGGCGGAUCUGCCCAUCGCGCCGGGCGAGGUCUACAUCGAAGUCGAGUACGACUAUGAGUACAAGUCCAAGGACCGUGUCAUCACUAUUCGGGAAGGGGAAUGUUACAUGCUGAUCAAGAAAUCUAACGAGGACUGGUGGCAGGUGAGGAAAGACGAAACCGCAAAGCCGUUUUACGUACCGGCUCAGUAUGUGCGUGAGGUGCGGAAAGCCCUCAUGCCGCCACCUAAACCCAUCUCACACUCCCACACUGCAUCUGGAAACUCCAACCCGCGCAGCGCUGCUGCCCUCUGGGUGAAACCAACCACUCUGGACCUGGGGAACCAAGUCACUGACGCCCUUCACCGACAUGAGUCCAAAGCCCGGCGCUCUCCUUCCGCACAAACUGCCUCUUCAUCCCACUUCAGUCCCCCGAUCCACCGCAGGAACAGUAACCACCACCACACUCCCAGUACGCCCACCGAGCAGGAGCGCUGUCUUGCAGAAAUCCUUGUUCAGGGCGGCUUCCCCCAAAAAGGCUCGUCCAGCACCCUGCCUCGCACCCGGGCCCGGUCGCCGGACUCGCUUAAGGUGCCGCCGGACGUCACGCAGCACUGCGACUCGGCAGGAGAGGAGAGACGCACCAACGACUCAGAGUCGGGAGAUGAACUGAGCAGCUCUUCGACUGAACAUCUCCAGACUGGAUCUACGUCGGGCCAAGGCGUCUCCGAAUCUCCGGUCUACACCAACCUCCAGGAGCUGAAAAUCAGCAAAAAGAGCCAACCGCCCCUGCCGUCCGGCUCGCCUCUUCACGUCACCGGCGACUGGGAGACGUACACGGACCACAGCGGCAGACAUUACUACUGCAACCGAUCCACCCACGAGAGGACCUGGAAACCCCCGCGGACCAAAGAUGGCGUUGUCGGGAAUGACAAACACAGCGCUGGGGAAAGCUCUGAGACUACUCCUCUCUCGCUCUCGCCAUCUUUCCUUCCCUUCCUGUCGCUGUCCGUCGGAGGACUCCAGCCUCUGUCCUCAGAGGACGCCUGCUUCAGCACCUACUCUAGCCAGUUGGACAGCCUGUAUGGCUCGCCGCUGAGCGGCUGGUCAGAGGAGAUGGACGAACACGGACACACGCUGUACGUCAGCGACUAUACGAACGAGAAGUGGUUAAAACAUGUCGAUGACCAGGGAAGGCCUUAUUACUACAGCGCUGACGGCUCCAGGUCAGAAUGGGAGCUGCCGAAGUACAACCUGUCGCCACCUCAGCCGGCCGGAGACGGACCGAAGAGCCGCAGUUUGGACCGGAACAACGUCGAGCCCAUCGUCUUGACAAAAUGGAGGCACAGCGCCUACGUCCUGGAGUCGAACGAAAAGCAGCUGUUAAAAAGCAGGCGGGCCCGCUCGGCCCGCUCCGGUUCUGCUCGCCAACACCCGUACAAACAGCAAGAAGCUCCUCAGAUCCCCAAGUCUUCCUCUUCUGACCCUGAUCUGAGCCCUACGUCUCCCCCCGCCUCUCCGUCUGAAAAGUGUGGCGUUCUGAACGUGACGAAGAUCACUGAGAACGGGAAGAGAGUGCGGAAGAACUGGACGUCCUCGUGGACAGUCCUGCAAGGUUCAUCACUGCUGUUCGCCAAAGGACAGGGAGGCGGAACGAGCUGGUUUGGUGGCAGUCAGUCCAAACCAGAGUUCACUGUGGAUCUGAGGGGAGCGUCAGUGGAAUGGGCCCCAAAGGACAAAUCCAGCAAGAAGCACGUUUUAGAGCUGAAGAUCCGUCAGGGCACGGAGCUGCUGCUCUGGUCUGAAAACGACACCGUGGUGAACGAGUGGCUCAGAGCUCUGCAGGAAGCCAUCAGCGCACAUGCCUGGGAGUCCGACGAGGCCAUCGAGGAGGACAUGCCCGAGUCCCCUGGCGUGGAGAAGCUCGAAAAGGACAAAGACCACAGACCCCCCAAGAAAGACAAAGCCAUGAAGCCGGCGGCCAACGUUGAGGCCACCGACACCAAGAAGACCCGACACAAGCUGAAGAAGCUGCUGAGCCGUCGGCCCACCAUGCAGUCCGUCAGGGACAAGGGAUACAUCAAAGAUCAGGUUUUCGGCUGCAGUCUGUCCAGCUUGUGUCAGCAGGAGAACACCACGGUGCCGAACUUCGUCAGGAUGUGCAUCGAUCACGUGGAGAACAAUGGUCUGUAUGUAGACGGGCUGUAUAGAGUUAGCGGGAAUCUGGCGAUCAUACAGAAGCUGCGAUUUGCUGUCUGUCAUGAUGAGAAGUUGAGCCUCUCGGACUCGAAGUGGGAGGACAUCCAUGUGACGACCGGAGCUCUGAAGAUGUUUUUCAGGGAGCUGCCCGAGCCGCUCUUCACCUACGCUCUGUUCCACGACUUCGUCACCGCCAUCAAAAUCUCGGACUACAGGCAGCGGGUGCAGGCCAUCAAAGAGCUGGUGCGGCAGCUGCCCAGGCCCAACCACGACACCAUGCAGGCUCUCUUCAAACACCUCAGGAAAGUGAUCGAUCAUGGUGAGGAAAACCGCAUGACCACUCAGAGCGUGGCCAUCGUCUUCGGUCCCACGCUGCUGCGGCCCGAAACGGAGACCCUGAACAUGGCUUUCAACAUGGUUUACCAGAACCAGAUAGUGGAGCUCAUAUUGCUGGAGUAUGAGAACAUUUUUGGCAGGUAGAUGCCAGAAUCGUUUCUCCUAAUGCAGAGCUCUUCCCAACCCGGCGUCGCUGCUCACUGCAAAACAUCGCAGAGCGACCAACCGACUGACCGUGUUCCUUCAGAGAAACGACCAAAUAAACUUUUGACUCUUUGCACUUUUCAGUAUCUCACUUUGUCCUGCAGCUGCAUUUGUGCCACUUCACUUCGAAGGCGACGUCUUCCUAGUCCCGUCACUGGAUUUCUUCUUAAUGUGCAACAAACUGCACAGGCUGAGCGUAAAAGGAGGAAGCAGCUUAAGUUGACUGUAUUACAGAUGAGGCGUCAGUGUUGGAGAUGUACGAUGCUGAACGGGAUCUGUACGCGCUGCGCUGUAAAUCUCAUCACUUAUACUCACUCCUGUCAUGAAUCAAAACCAGACGGUGGUUUCACCUCAGCUUGGCUUUAGAUGUUUAUCAAAUUAAGCAGAAAUAAACCAGAAAGUGAUGGAGUGGGGAGAACAUUUUUUGGCUGUUUUUAUUGUAUUUUUUUUAUUAUUAUUUUUGAAGGUUUUUUGUCUCUUUUAUUUCCCCCUGAAUGUGCUUCUCUUUAUGCUCCUGAGAAACAGAAGAAAGAAUGUUCUCUGUAUUAAAUCUGUUAGAAGAAAUCAUCUCACACUACAAAAACACAAAUUCUAAACUAUUUUUGUCUCCUUUCUUUUGCAAGUCUCUUAGUACACUUAAAAUAAGACAAAA
Molecule: messenger RNA, 3722 nt
Organism: Xiphophorus couchianus (Monterrey platyfish)
Lineage: Eukaryota; Metazoa; Chordata; Actinopteri; Cyprinodontiformes; Poeciliidae
Product: rho GTPase-activating protein 12-like
Exons: 19
Coding region: 353-3010 (885 amino acids)
Biological process (GO): signal transduction; regulation of GTPase activity
Cellular component (GO): cytoplasm
Molecular function (GO): protein binding
Source: RefSeq, a predicted model, not a curated record